AUUGCUAUGAUUUGAGUAAGGCAUUUAUACAAUUCAAGGAAAUUGAAAUCCGCAUUGAGCAAAGUCUUUUACUUGGCGAAGCCAGUAGUGGAUUAGGGUGGUUCAAUAUAUUUUGUGGCGCAUGCCUAACUACGAAAUUAGAGAAAAGGAGGUACUGGUUAAUCCGACUCUUGAUAUAUUUUUUCUAGACAUUUGGUCUGCGUAAGUCAAGUUCAUUAAGAAACCUGUUGGACAGCAGUAUCUUGUUCUUGCACUAGAGUUGCAAGCACAAAGCUGUUUACUGCAGUUGUCCCUGGCUUUUGGUGCCAAAAGAGGAUAACCAGGUCGGGGGAAAUAUUACUUGCCUAUUCAUGAAUAAUGCAAUUUCUAUGUAUUUACGUGUUAGUAACACCAUGCAGCCAUUUGAUUCCCAAUUUUAUUAGAGAGGGGUUAUACCGCGGAAUAGCGAGCAAGUGUCAUGGUGGAGAGAUGUAAAGAAUAAAUCCUUUCAUAACCUAUUCUGGUGACUUGGCAUGUCCUCAUAUUUAACGUCCCAGGAUUGCCAGUAAAUCUUGUUUCUACUUCUCAUUUCAAUUUUUGGAACAAUAUCAACUAAUUAUGUAUAAUAAACAUCGUUGACUCUUUAAUUUAUAAUUAUGUCUUUUUUUUUUCGUUAAUUUAAGCUAUUUAAGCAAGUAAUGAUCUGGUCUAAUAAGCAGUUGCGGAUCGCCUUCUGGAGACCAUAGCUGCUAAAAAUAUUAAAAACUUUGCUUUUCUUUACGAGAGUGUCUUACCUUGUUAAAUUUAUUUUCAUUUUUAAAUAAAAAUUUCUUCCUAUAAGCUAGUUUAAGUAAACAAAUCUCAUAAUAUAUGUAUUUCUAAUAGCUAAUAAUUACAUUUCAUCAAAUCUCACGGACCAAAAUAGUUCUUUUAUCAUUUACUAGCUUUUUCUUUUCUAUAGUUCUAGUAUGUUAAUUUUCGCCGAUAUAAAACCAUUACAUCCCUAUAUAAAUUUAACCAUUUUCCCCUUAGUCUUAAAAAUAUUCUUUGAUGAUUAAAUAUUAUGUCUUUCCACUUUCAAAUAAAAUUGGUAUCAGAGGCUUCUUCGUCGGCCCUCGAGAUAACCAAGUUAAAGGUCUAAAAAGGGAAAUCGAGAUGCUAUGCAUUGGCGAUCACAACUAACAACUAAGUGGUCUGGCCAACUAAGUUGUGGCCUUAAGUUAACACUAGGAGCAAUUUUUAGCUUACAAGCCAUUGCGCAAAGCUGACUUUAGAAAAGUUUAAUAUUAUAAUGAGUCUCAAACUGUUGUUCUCAAUAAAUACAUAAAUUAAUAGAGCAACCUCCUAUUAUAAGAAGCCUACGCUUUCUACAAUCACCCCUUUCAACAUUAUGGACAACUUGAAAACCUUCUUUCUUUUCUUUCUUCUUUCCAUUAUCCAUGCCUCAGGAUAUUGCCCAGUCUCCAGGUGCAGCAUCAAUGACAUCUCCGUCCGAUUCCCCUUCCGACUUGAAGGCCAGCAACCCCAGUACUGUGGCUAUCCUGGUUUCAACCUAAGUUGCAAUAAUCGGAGCAAAGCUGUUCUGAAACUUCCUUAUUCUGGAGAUUUUCUUGUGCGUGGAAUCAACUAUCUCACACAACAGAUGCAGGUUUACGACUCAGACAACUGCCUUCCUAAGCGGCUUCUGAGCUUUAAUCUCUCAGGUUCUCCUUUUGUUGCUGUUGCUUAUCAGAACUACACCUUUCUAAGCUGCCCAACUCAGUUUGUACAGUCUCGCUUCACUACAAUCGAUUGUCUUAGCAAUUCGACAACCUCGGUUUUAGCUACCGCUUCCAUGAGCAUUGCUAAUGCACUGUCCAAAACUUGCGGGAUUAUCAUGACAUUGCCAAUUCCUGUCUCAUGGCCAAUUCAGUACGAUGAAGGUUACUCCAGUGAACUUCAGGAUGAUCUUCGGCUGACAUGGUAUUCACCUGCUUGUGGAGACUGUGAAGAACAAGGUGGAAUCUGUGGAUUCAAGACUAACAAUACCAUAGAAACUGGUUGUUUCAAAUACUCUAACACAGGACGAUCGGCCAAUGCCCUUGAAGUUUUAAAGGUGAUUUGCUUGUCCGUUGCGGUGCCCUCUAUUGUGCUUGCUGCUGGAAUGGUCACUUUUGCAUACUUCUUUGAUAGGAGACCUCAACAGGACAGGCCUCAGGCUAAUCAUACUUCUGUCACUGCAACAGUAAUCCCAGAACCUACCAUUUCUAUGGUGGGAUUGGACGAAACCACCAUCGAGUCCUAUCAAAAGGUGGUCCUCGGAGAAAGCAUGCGAUUGCCUACAGGACCCAACGAUAACACUUGCGCCAUAUGCUUAUCAGAGUAUAGCAGCAAAGAGACACUUAGAUGCAUACCAGAAUGCAACCAUUGCUUUCACGUAGAGUGCAUAGACGAGUGGUUACGUAUGAAUGGUUCGUGUCCAGUCUGCCGAAACUCACCACCACCAGAACACGUAGGAACGCAAAAUGUGUGA
Messenger RNA from Manihot esculenta (cassava), 2491 nucleotides. RefSeq names its product putative RING-H2 finger protein ATL21A. Lineage: Eukaryota; Viridiplantae; Streptophyta; Magnoliopsida; Malpighiales; Euphorbiaceae. The coding region runs from base 1370 to 2491 and encodes 373 amino acids. The record is from RefSeq and is a predicted model, not a curated record. The transcript has 2 exons. Gene Ontology annotation, molecular function: polysaccharide binding.